Messenger RNA from Amphimedon queenslandica, 3129 nucleotides. Its product is annotated as histone deacetylase complex subunit SAP130-like. The record is from RefSeq and is a predicted model, not a curated record. Bases 506 to 2812 code for a protein of 768 amino acids. Gene Ontology annotation, cellular component: Sin3-type complex. The transcript is spliced from 13 exons. NCBI's taxonomy places the organism in Eukaryota, Metazoa, Porifera, Demospongiae, Haplosclerida, Niphatidae. Gene Ontology annotation, biological process: negative regulation of transcription by RNA polymerase II.
AUACACAGGAACAGGCGUGGAUUGAGAGUGUCCCUAUCUUUUGCAGCCACUCUAGAGAGAGAAAAGGAGAGGAGAGAGAAGGAUAAAGUGGUAACAGAAGCUAUCCUCGUGUCCGAGUCUUUUGAAAGCUUUCUAGUCUGUCUAUCCUUCCACGGGAGAGCAUUGGACUGUUCGUCUCAAACGAGACAAAGGCAUCUACUACAAGCUUUGAAAGGCUACCACCAAUUCACAGCGUCCCCUUCCAAUUGAAGGACCAGUACUAUAUCCCGUCCAGGGACUGGCUAGAGGCAGUGAUCCAGUCCUGAGAGAAGAGAGACCGAGUCCAGCCCAGCAUCUGCCCCUACCUCACUUAGCCAAACAGUUCUGAUGUUAUGGGUCUACUGUCGGCAUAGAAACACAAGCCCACUAUCUUUGGACUGGUUAGAGAAAGAAAGAGUGCAUUUGUUUCAUUGUACAAGACCCCCUAAGCCCAGUGAAGGCCAUACAAGCCACUAAUAUCAACUGGAUGACAGACAAAAGUCACAAACUUGAGGACCACAGUCCUGCUGCUGUUAAAGUGUCCCGUGGUCACGCCCCCACUCACCAGCACUUACCUACACCUUAUUACAUAUCGGCAGAUGCAAACAUGUCCCGCCAUGCUCCGCCACACCCCCACGCCCCACCGCACAUUGGCCCGUAUUUCUCACCCUCGUACAUGCACCCGUUGACCAUUGCAAGUGGCACCGGCCGACCGGUUGCACCAGGGCUCUCUAAUGAUCUGGGGCCUCCCAUUUUCAUGCCAUCUCUUAAUCUAGGUACUCCCAAUAAACCCAACAAGUCACACAAAACCUCUCAGUCUUCUGUCGUUUCCUCGGGUCAUGUCACCCAGUCGCACGACUUGGUCACGUCCCCAGUUGCAAUGACGACCAAUGAGCUCUUCCCCAUGAUGUCCUAUCCAGUCAAACCUCCUCAUUCUGCUCACUCGAGCAACAAGGUACCCAGUGGGUCUCUGAACUCGACAAGAAAGGGAAAGCUUGAAGGCGUGACCAGCAAACAGAUGAUGGCUGUGAGACAGUCAGAUCGUAAUACUCCGAGUCCAGUCAACUCGUUAUUGACUGGCGGUAUGGGAAUGAACCCAACUGGUGGUAUGGGUCUGAGUCCGUCUCCUGCCGGUAUGAACAUUAAUCUCGUUAAACCGAAUCUCGUUAAUUCUGAAGUCGUGAGUAGUUAUCCUACUCCGCCCGUAUCCCAUUAUAUGCAUCAUUAUGGGAGCGUGGCUAUGAUGGGCGGAGCCAAACAAGACAUGAAAGGAAUGUAUGAGUCCUUGUCUAAGAGUGAUGGAGGUGUGACCGUUAUGACACUAGCAAGUGGUAUGGGUGGAGGUGCUACCCUUGUGUGUACCGAAGGAUUGUCUCCGCCUCUUUCUCAUGUGGCCACGCCCUCAACUGUGAGUAUGUCAUCUUCAACUACUCUAAUACCUAGCGAACAGCAAAGACAUGAGAGAUUACAGCCUAGCUCAUCAUCAUUCAACCAUUAUGAAUCUGAAACAGGAGGAGGAGCAAGAGGGAGCGGAGAGAGUAUACCAUGGCCCGAAGCAAUGAGUAAAACUAUCAUAAUCCCAGCUCCUAAUCUAACAGGGAAAGACAUUGCUAAUCUUACCUCUUCUGCCUCCUCCUCUCCCCUCUCCAUUGAGAAUAACAAGCAGUCUAAUGAUGGUCAAUGGCCGAGUACCCCGACCGACCCACCUCAACUGGAUGAACAGGGAGACGAAGGGAUACAGUCCCCGUCCGCCCACGCUAAUCAUUUUGCUGAUUCAAGUACAGCUCAUGUUGGGGGUGGGGUUUUUGGGAGUGGUCACGUGACGUCGGUUGGGGUUGCAGGGAGUUCCUCUUCUCCUAGACCCAGUAUAUUACGUAAGAGGCCGUUAGAAAGGUCGUCUGAUUCUCUUGUGUCCCCCUCUUCAUCAAACAAUAGUGGCCACACCUUCCUCCCUCGACUACCCAUAAAUUGUUCAGUCAAACCUAAUCUCUUGUGUUACGAACAUAACAACUUACAUGAUAAUCACAUGACCGGCUCGGACAUCUCGUCUCCACGUAAACGACCUCGGAAGCAACAACUUGAUUCCAUUAGUGAUGGUUCAGUCCCUAACAGCUCUCAAAGGAUCAGUUCAAUGAUCGCACACGAGAGACUCCCCGGGCCCCUCCCUCUGAAGAACAAGGACUGGAGUAGUCACAGCGAGAGAGGGACAGGAGGAGGAGGGGGAGAGGGUAAAUCCUCAGGAAAGGAGACAGAGAAGGUCUACAUGUCACAGCUUCGGAGGUCCCAAUACCCGAUUGGCUAUCUCUGCAAGAGAUCACACAGAUCUGGUUGCAAUCACUUUCAACGUCACUCUGACAUUAAACUACAUGAGGAGUUACCUGUCUCACUACACGAGAUGUGCAGCACUAAAGAAAUGUGGUUGAGAAGCAGUGGAUGGAAAUUACAACACGUGAAGUCUCAUCUUGAUGAAAUUGAGAGUGUGGAGAAAGGCGUGUUAGAGCUGAUGGUUGAGCUGGAAGAGUCUGGCAAGGAAGUGAUGGCAUCUUUACCAAACAAUAACGGAACCAUUACAGAGAGCAAUCGCAAGUUCCUUGAAAACCUGAUACUUGGCACUAAAGAGAGGACUAACAGGACACUACUCCAUAUUCAAGAGACAAGACAAAACUUGUUAAAAGUGCUAGAUUCAAAUGUAAAAGUUGUAGAGAUUAUGAAAAAAUUUGCUCCUGUUAUACCGGUAUCGCAUUCUAUAACGUCCACGUCUUUUCUCUCCUUAGAGGACUCACCCACUGACUAACUGUCUCCUUCACAUUAUUCACAAAUUCUCCUCUUCUUCUUCCUCUCCUCAUUUCUUCUAUCACCCAAAAAUUGCACGCAAAGACAGAACAACAGCAACCUUUUAUGGAAAAAUAAAACAAAAUAUUUACAUGUACAAUGAUCCCUCACUCUCUCUCUCUCUCUCUCUCCUUCUCUUCAUUUUUGAUGCCUUUGGUGGCUGACACAUGGUUGGUUAUUUUUCUCAAUAACAUUAUUAUUAUUAUUAUUAUUAAUAUUAUUAUAUAAUAUAAAUUGACACUACUUUGAACACUAAAAUUAUAACAUAUUGAAUAUUUU